Molecule: messenger RNA, 5007 nt
Organism: Sphaeramia orbicularis (orbiculate cardinalfish)
Lineage: Eukaryota; Metazoa; Chordata; Actinopteri; Kurtiformes; Apogonidae
Product: RNA-binding motif, single-stranded-interacting protein 2-like
Exons: 14
Coding region: 75-1277 (400 amino acids)
Molecular function (GO): RNA binding
Source: RefSeq, a predicted model, not a curated record
CUCACUUCCCCAGCUGCUGACGUCAGCUGGCAGCCUGGGCUGUGCUCGCCGCUCCGGACAUAGCGCCGAGAAAAAUGCUGCUCUCCGUACCGCCAAGGGCAGGAAUCAACCCAUACAACGGUUAUAACAGCAGAAACAGCAAAAAGCAGUCCUAUGUGUCCUCCGGCCACCAGAUGGCGCCCCCCAGUCCCAACACCAACAGUAGCAGCAACAGCAGCGGCGGGGGAGGGGAACAGCUGAGUAAAACGAACCUGUAUAUUCGCGGCCUCCAUCCGGGGACCACAGACCAAGAUCUGGUCAAACUCUGCCAACCGUAUGGCAAAAUUGUGUCAACCAAGGCCAUCUUAGACAAAACCACCAACAAAUGUAAAGGAUACGGCUUUGUUGACUUUGAUAGUCCAGCAGCAGCACAGAAAGCUGUUACAGCUCUGAAGUCCAGUGGGGUCCAGGCUCAGAUGGCCAAACAACAAGAGCAGGACCCCACCAACUUGUACAUCUCCAACCUGCCAGUUUCUAUGGAUGAGCAAGAGCUGGAGAGCAUGCUCAAGUCCUUUGGCCAGGUCAUUUCCACACGCAUCCUCCGAGAUGCCAACGGGACCAGCCGUGGUGUGGGAUUUGCCAGAAUGGAGUCCACAGAGAAGUGUGAGGCUAUAAUUCAGCAUUUCAAUGGGAAAUUCAUCAAGACUCCACCAGGAGUGCCUGUGCCCACAGAGCCCUUAUUGUGUAAGUUUGCAGACGGAGGUCAGAAGAAGAGGCAGAACCAGGGGAAGUACCUUCAGAAUGGAAGGCCAUGGGCCAGAGACGCAGAGACAGGAGGAAUGACGCUUGCGUAUGACCCCACAGCCUUACAAAAUGGCAGCUUCUACUCCUCACCCUACAGUUUGGGUCCAAACCGAAUGAUCGCCCAGACUUCUAUCUCACCCUACAUGCAUUCUCCUGUCUCAUCCUACCAGGUACACAGCCCGUCCUGGAUGCACCAUCAGUCAUACCUCAUGCAGCCAGCUGGUACAGUUCUUACCCCCACAAUGGAACAUGCCAUGUCCAUCCAGCCCACCUCAAUGAUGGGACCUCUCACUCAGCAGCUAAGCCACCUGUCCCUGGGCAGCACAGGCACAUAUAUUCCGGCCAACACAACUAUGCAGGGGACCUACAUCCCCCAGUACACCACAGUGCCUCCUUCCAGUGUCCCAGUCGAGGAGAAUGGUGGUCAACAGCAACAGGUUGCCAUGGAGACUCCUGCAGAACACACAAACUACUCUUAUCAACACACCAAGUGAAGCUAAGCUCCCAGCAGGGUGAGGCUGAGGGCACGCGAUGAAUCUAACCAAACAGGAUUCAGGUGGAAGAGAUCCGUGCUCAUACCAUCACCAAGCACCUGGACUUGAACAUGGAUGAAAAAGGAACAUGUGUGCGUGUGUUUGUUUGUUUUGUGUGUAUGUGUGUGUGUACGUGUGUGUGUGUCUGUACUUCUUUUUUUUUUUUUCUUUUUUUUUUUUUUUUAAGAAAAAGGACAACACUUACUUUAUCAGACUUUCCUGCUCACAUCCUCAAGAGUUGAUCAACCAAAGGUGGGAAUCUUCUUCAGAGACGCUAUUUUGAUAACUGAGUAAAGGAACAUGACAAGAAGUUACAAAAACAAAGAAAAAAAUGUAAGAAAGGAGGAAAAGACACAGAGCAUUAUUUUUGUGUGCAUAAUAUAACAAAUUCUUAUUUUUAAAAGAGCAUUCUGGAUGUUUCAGAGUGAUUCAAGAAAGAGUUGAAACACAAUGUGUCUUUUAUUUUUUGUAAAAUAUGCAAACUUUUAUUUUUAUUUUCUGAUGUCUGUUGUUUGACAUUCUAUUUGCAGCAGCGUGGCAACAAUUUGUACAGAUUUAAAACUUAAAAAACUCUUUUGCUGGUCUGACGUGUUGAACCGCGGGAGGCAAACCGUUUAAAGCUACUUCUUCCUGUUAACUGCUGCAGAGAUUUCUAUUCACGCACAGAUUAUGACAUUGACUGUUUAUAGUUUAGUCACAUUAAGUUUAUAAACUUUAAACCAUGCAUUCAUAAGUGAACACAAGACAAUCAAUUGUUUCUAUUUAUAUUUGAAUUAUAGUUCUAUUUUUUAGAUUUUUUUUUUUUUAGAGAUCAUUGAAACACAUUUAUAGAAAAGAUGUUAUUUAAUACUUUAGUUUGUAAAGACAUUAAAAUAGACAAUAAGAUCUUCACCCCACACUUUAAUGAGCUCUAAUUCCUCUUUGGGAAUUGUAAAAUUAUAAGAGCUUUUAGGAAUUGUUCUUUAGUGUUUUGAUGACUGGUUGACUCUAAGUUCAAGUCAUUUAUGCAUCAUUGAAAACAAAACUAAAUCCGUAGUCAUCCUGUAUGUGUAUUUUGUAGCCCCACAGUACACCAGUGUCCAUGAGAAGUGGUUUUAAGCGGUUUUGUUGUGGCAAACCUUCAGGUAUCAUUAAAAUCAUCCUUUGCCAUUUGGGAUGACGUGAAAAGUAAACAUGCUAUAGAUCUGAGCAGUUCGAUUACUAAAAGAUUAUGUGUACAAAGAGCAAUGCAGUUACUAAAUUAAAAUGUAGUUUAGCAAAGUGAUGAGGGAAAUCAAGUAGAAGACUAACAAAAUCCCUGAGAAUAAUUUGAAAAGAGAGGGAGCUGUAAGUCUUUUUUUUUUUAUCAAUGCUGCUGUUGUCACCUGAAUUUGAUUCUCCGUCAGUGAUUUUUUAGUUUUUUGUUUGUAGAGUUAAAUGUCUUCUGUUGUUUUUUUUUUCUUUUGUCUGUCACUUGAAAUCUUUUGAGCUAAUUUGCCUUAUUUUUGAUGAAUUUAUCUUUGAAGUAGAUUAGAUAUUAGCUGUAGAACGAUAGCUUUUCCUAGUUAGUAGAUGUUAGCUUUUCUAUGUGUAGGGAUUUGUGUUGUUUUCUCUUGACUUGUUGAAUUUCCGUUCCAAACCGCGUGAUAAUAUUGUAUCGGGCCUGAAAACCUUUGAGAGUGAAGAGUGGAACCAAACACUGACUUUGUUUAGUGCUGACCCAGAAGACUCAUACCCAUGCUGCAUCAGGGCUGCGGCCGGUGUGUGUGCGUCUGUCUGUUAGUCAGCAUCAUGAGUGGAAGUCGUCACCACGUACAGUACAUCCAAAUAUGUUGAACUUUAAUUUAUACAAACAUCAAAAACUGUAGAUAUGUAGAUAAUAGAAUGCUCGUUUUACAGCGGACUGCUCACUAGACCAUGGAAGUGCCAUUAAAGAUGAUUCUUACAGCCUUUAGUGAGACAGCAAGUCUGAAUGAAUUUGUGUGUGAUCCAAAAUUCUGCAAAAACUAUUUUUUAGCUAAGCCUUAAUGUCUUUUCUCUGGAUGAACUGCCUGGUAUCUCAUAGGAUUGACACUAAGUUGUAAAUACUACGGAAAUGGCAACAGGCUCAUGUCAGUCAAGUUAGCUGUAGGGUCAUGAAGAGCCUUUUCUUCCUGCUCUUUAAUCAUUCAUGUUUGCUAAAAGUGUGAUAAUGUCUUUCUCAAGGCUCACAGUGGGCACCGUUUGACAGUUCUGUUUCUAUCUCUGUUUUGUCCUUUUUUUUUUCACGUCAUUUUUGCUGUGUUUCUUGUUGUUCAUUUCUGCAACCAAAGAUGUUGUAGCCAUCCAUAGUAAAGCUCUCAGUUAAAGAUAAAACAGCUCUGUGUGGUCAUCUAUAGCCGGAAAAAAAAAAGUUACUGGCUUCUGAUUGAUUCAGAAAUAGAAAGACCACAAUAAAGGGUGUUUACAUGCACACCAUAAAUGACGACUGUGGAAAUAUUCGUAGUUUUGAUAGUAUUUUUGGCUAAACUAUCUCACAGGUAUCCCCAAAAUUACACAAAUCGACCUAUUUCAGCUGGUUUGUAAAAUAAAGUGUUUGUUUACAUGUGAUCGGAUUCUAAUGGUGUGUUAGCGUGCAUGUGAGUUGACUCAUGAUGAACACCCAGAACAAACAGAGCACAGUUUUCACGAUGGUUUCAAACAUGAGUGUUUUCAGACACGAGAGCUAAUCAUGUAAAUAGUUUAUUUUUUUCCUCACACUUUCUUUUCGCACCAUUUUGUUCCUUUCCAGAUAACACAGUGACUUGCAGGUUUUUCAGAUUCAGUGCACCAUGAAGGAAAAUGUCAUGGAUAUUGUUUAUAUGUUCAGAGAAAUGAUAUUCCAUGUAUUAGCCAUCACUUUUAAUACAAAAAAAGGAUUUUGGAACUAUGAAAUGACCACUUGUUACAAUGCAGUGUUUAUUUAUUUUAUUUUUUACAAACUUUUCAGCAGAAAUGAUAACGUAAUACAAUGAAAUCAUGAUGUUCCAUAACAAAUUUGUAUCUUGUAAUGUGUACUGAUGGUUGUGGACUUAGUAAACAGUACACUGUAUUUGAAAGAUUAAAAUCUCCUUGCACUUAUCUUUAGUCCACACAAAUUUGAAAAGGCUCUUGUUAUCCAUCCUUAUGUAGAUUUGAUGGCUUAUUUCAUAGCUUCAAAAUGUUUUGCUGCUAAAACAGGAUUUCCAAACAGGUGCUUAGACGUAGCCCAGUUUUGUUCUUCAAAAUGUCUCCUUUUAUUUUAAUUUGUUCACACAGAUGAACUGUCACGUGUUUGUUUUUUGAUAGUAGUUUCAGUAGCUGCACAUCACACUAUGAAAACGUAGAGAAUGUUUUAAUAUUGCAAAGAACAUGUGGAACACACCUCCCAUUUCUCAGCUAUGUAUGAGUCAAGUCUGAGUGAAUUGUUGACAUUCUGAAAACCCAGUGGGCUCGUCUAUUUUCCUGCUUGUGAACAGUUUUCUUAUUUAUACAAGAACUCAUUUUGUACACUUUUGUUAAGAGGAAAGAGGUUUUGAUAUUUGGUUAUUUUGCAAAGCCACUAGGCUACUUUUGUCUUCCUGUGCCAGACUUGCUAAAUUGUCUGUAACUUGUGUUUUUUUUAUGAUUGAGAUAAGAUUUUCCUUCUUUCUUGGUUUUCUCUUUGAAUUUGAAUAUGUCAAUUUUCCGUUUUUUAAUAAAAGCCUUGUUUCAA